This is a messenger RNA of Miniopterus natalensis, 1550 nucleotides long. It is a transcript of the gene ASB4, whose product is annotated as ankyrin repeat and SOCS box containing 4. Gene Ontology annotation, molecular function: protein binding. Lineage: Eukaryota; Metazoa; Chordata; Mammalia; Chiroptera; Miniopteridae. The record is from RefSeq and is a predicted model, not a curated record. Gene Ontology annotation, biological process: intracellular signal transduction.
GUGCCCGGGCGCUUGGUGCGCUCUCCUGAUAAAUCCCAGCGAAGCUGAGGGAGGCAGAGGAAGGAUGGACGGCCCCGCUCUCCCGGCCGCGGCCUCCGCAGCUGCCAGGCUCCUUAAGAGAAACUUCCUCGAGGCUCUAAAGUCAAAUGACUUCGGGAAACUGAAGGCCAUUUUAAUCCAAAGGCAAAUAGAUGUGGACACGGUUUUUGAAGUUGAAGAUGAGAAUAUGGUUUUGGCAUCUUAUAAACAAGGUUAUUGGUUGCCUAGUUAUAAAUUAAAGUCUUCUUGGGCAACGGGCCUGCAUCUCUCUGUCUUGUUUGGUCAUGUGGAAUGUCUUCUGGUGCUACUGGACCACAAUGCUACAAUCAACUGUAGACCCAACGGGAAAACUCCUCUUCAUGUGGCUUGUGAAAUGGCCAACUUGGAUUGUGUUAAGAUCCUUUGUGACCAUGGAGCAAAGCUCAAUUGCUACUCCUUAAGUGGACACACAGCUUUACACUUUUGUACAACUCCAAGCUCCAUUCUCUGUGCUAAGCAAUUGGUUUGGAGAGGGGCCAACGUGAACAUGAAGACCAACAACCAGGACGAGGAGACGCCGCUGCACACGGCGGCGCACUUCGGCCUGUGGGAGCUGGCGGCCUUCUACGUGGCGCACGGCGCGCUCGUGGACAGCGUGAACGCGCGCAUGGAGACGCCGCUGGCCGUGGCCACCUACUGGGCGCUGCGCUUCAAGGAGCAGGAGUACAGCCGCGAGCACCACCUGCUCUGCCGCCUGCUGCUCGACUCCCGCGCCGAGGUCAACGCCAGGGACGACGACUUCAAGUCGCCGCUGCACAAGGCGGCCUGGAACUGCGACCACGUGCUCAUGCACAUGAUGCUGGAAGCGGGCGCCGAGGCCAACCUCAUGGACAUCAACGGCUGUGCCGCCAUCCAGUACGUGCUCAAGGUCACCUCCGUGCGGCCCGCCGCCCAGCCCGAGGUCUGCUACCAGCUCCUGCUCAACCACGGGGCCGCCCGCAUCUACCCCCCCCAGUUCCAUAAGGUAAUACAGGCUUGCCAUUCUUGUCCCAAAGCAAUCGAAGUUGUAGUCAACGCCUAUGAACACAUCAGGUGGAACGUAAAGUGGAAACGGGCUAUCCCUGAUGAUGACUUGGAGAGAUACUGGGAUUUUUACCACUCUCUCUUCACCGUGUGCAGUAACUCUCCAAGGACUCUCAUGCAUUUAUCGAGAUGCGCCAUUCGAAGAGUGUUACACAACAGAUGUCACAGAGUAAUUCCUCUGCUUUCCCUCCCAUUGUCAUUGAAAAAGUACUUGCUUUUAGAGCCAGAGGGAAUCAUUUAUUAAGUCUUAUGAGACAGAGAUUCCCAAUCCCAGAUAUUUAAGUGGACUCGCCGGGUAGAACACAGUUUACAUAAAAAUAAAAUGGUACUUGGGUUGAUUAUAACACUUCAGGGAUUUCAGAACACUUUACGAACAGGAUGUCAUAUCAUUAAUCCUAGGGUUUCGUGGUGAGGGGAAGUAUACCAGAAGCAAAGCUGAGGCAUUCUCA